This is a messenger RNA of Prorocentrum cordatum, 855 nucleotides long. The record is from the annotation of a GenBank genome assembly. Lineage: Eukaryota; Dinophyceae; Prorocentrales; Prorocentraceae.
AUGAUGAGCACUCCAGCUGCGGGCACGCCCACCGCGGCUCCUCGGCGCCACUACCACCGCAAGGACGCCGCCUGCGGGAAGGGCGGCGCCCGUGGGGGCGCAGAGGCACGGCUGCAGGAGGCCGUCCUGUGGGCCGGCGGAUCCCUGCUGCUGGCCACCGCCACGGUCCUCGUCGGGGUCCUCGCGCGGUCCCUCCUGGUGGAGAGGUGGACGAGGCCCCAGCGGUGGAGCCCGUCCGGCGCCGACCUGUGGGUCCUGGAGCAGAGCGCCGGGAGCGCGGGGUACUUCAUAGACAUCGGCGCCACCCACCACGCCGGCCUGUCGAAUACCAGGCUGCUGGAGCAGCGCGGCUGGUCUGGCGUCUGCGUGGACCCCGACACGCGCCCCUACGAGGAGCGCGGGUGCGGCUGGGUGUCGCGGCCGAUCGGCUCGAAGGGCGGGGAGCUCGUGGACCUGCCCGCGUGCGGGAAGAACGCAUCGUCGUGCCCGGAGGGCAAGGCCACGACGAUCGGGAUUGACGAUUUGCUUACCUUGGUGGAGGCGCCGCCUGUGAUUGAUUACGUCUCCAUUUCUGCACGGAGCCGCGGCCUGGACAUGCUCGAGGGCUUCCCGUGGGACCGCCACUGCGCGCGCCACUGGACCGUGGAGCACGCCGGCGAACCGAGCCAGAUGACGGGCCUGUGGAGCAAGUUCGGCGCCCAGGGCUGCCGCAUGGCCAUCGGCGUGGCUGACUUCUGGGCGGCGUGCGGCUGCGGCGGCGAGCCCCCGCCGCCGGCCAGCGCCGCAGGGCGUCCUGGCGCCGUCCGUGCCGGCGGGCCCGCCACGCUGACCGUCGACGGCAAGGGCGAGGGCUGA